Messenger RNA from Petromyzon marinus (sea lamprey), 3785 nucleotides. RefSeq lists its product as uncharacterized. The record is from RefSeq and is a predicted model, not a curated record. Gene Ontology annotation, biological process: multicellular organism development; regulation of transcription by RNA polymerase II; neuron differentiation. NCBI's taxonomy places the organism in Eukaryota, Metazoa, Chordata, Hyperoartia, Petromyzontiformes, Petromyzontidae. Gene Ontology annotation, molecular function: DNA-binding transcription factor activity, RNA polymerase II-specific; RNA polymerase II cis-regulatory region sequence-specific DNA binding. Gene Ontology annotation, cellular component: nucleus.
CCCCCCCCCCCCCGCUCUCGUUCUUAAUCACAGCGAACCAAGCGAGCAAAAGCAACGCGAGAAUGUUUUUUUGUUGAAUAAUAAUUAUUAUAAGAAGAAAAAGUGUAACGUUGCGAAUACCAAUAGUCCUGUGUCAGCAGCAGCAGCAUCACCCUGGCGGCUAUCGAUGCGCUAAAGUGGUCGUAGUCGUAACAACAGUUUGCAUCUUGGGGGUUGUGAUGGUGGUGGUGGUGGGCAGGGCAUUCAUUUCGGCCGAGUAAAAGUGCACGAUUUGGAUCGUGGUGACUGGCGUGCCGGGUCGGGUUAGCCUCGCGGUGGAGUGGGUACGCGGGCCGGUGGGGGUGCUGUUCCGCUGCUCCGCUGCUCGUGAGUGAACGCCGGAGACGUGCGGAAUGAAUUCGCGGCGAACUGCCUGAACUGGAACGCGCGCCGCAGGGCUCACGCGCCACGAUGAUGAGAUUCGCCUCCUCAUCCUCCUCAUCCUCCUCUUCCUCCGCCUCCUCCUCCUCCUCCCCGUAAUCGCGCAUCGCGGUUGGGGCAAAGCCAUCCCAUCGAGAAGGAUUCUCUCUCUCUCUCUCCUUCACCCCUACGCCGCGUCCUUCUCUCACAGCGACGACGCCGCCGCCGCUGUUGCUGCUGCUGCCACCGCUAUCGCCGCCAUAGCGGCAGCAACAUUAGCAGCAACAUCAGCAUCAGCAGCAACAGCAUCAGCACCAAGAACGGAACCCCACAUCGGCGCAAGCUGCCAUCUCCGCCGUCGGCGGCGGCUGCACCCGUGGCAAGUCGCCGCGCUUCUCUGCCAUCCCCACGUUGCAGCGUCAACAUCUGCUGCUGCUGUUGCUGCUGUUGUUGUUGUUGGUGGUGGUUGUGGUGUUGGUGGUGGCCGCAGCUGAUUUGCGUCUGCUCCUGCCGCUGAUUGUUGUGGGUCGUCGGUGAGGAGGGCGAGGGCGAGAGAGCGAGCGAACGAGCGGGAGAGCGCGCGGGGAGAUCGGGCAGGGCGCGGGCACACGACAGCGGAGGAAGAGAAACGGACCGAGGCGAGGGCUCGCACGGCGAGAACGAGAGAGAGGAGGGAGAGAGGAGCGAGAGAGGAGCGAGAGAGAGGAGGGAUACAAAGUGUAACCAGUGGCGACAGGGGGAGGCUGUAGCGAGGGGGGAGGUGGAGGGGUGGAGGAGGCGGGGGCCGGUGGAGGAGGGAGUCCUGCUCCUCCAGACUCCCGCCUGGCGCGCAGCUCCUGGAGGAGCGACCCCCAUGGAUAACGGCGUGAGCACGGAAGACAAUCGCACCCGGGACCCCGACUCCCGUGUCUCAAGCUCCUCUUCAUCCUCCUCCUCCUCGUCAUCAUCUUCGCCACCACCACCGCCGCCGCCGCCACCACCACCACCUCCACCACCGCCGGCUUCGCCACCCUUGGAGAUCGCCGCUGCUGCCGCCCAUCAGCCGAUUGCUCCUCCUGCAGCCGCUGUCGCCGUAGUCGCAGCAGCCGCAGCAGCAGCAGCCGGCCCCCCUCAUGCCGUGCCCCCCCCAAGCCGACUCACCAACUUCUUCAUCGAGAACAUCCUAAGGCCGGACUUUGGGCGGCGCAAAGAGCCCGGCGGCCGCGCGCUUCUCCUGCCGCCGAGGCCGCUGUCGACGAGCAGGCGGGGCGAGGCGAGCCUCGGAGGUGGUGGCGGUGGUGGCGGCGGCGGUGGUGGUGGUGGAGCAGGAGGAGGAGACAGCGCUUCGUCCAGCAGUCGCUCCCCGGAGAGGACUCGGCGCAAUGGCGACCACGCGGACGACCGCGCUCACGACGGCGAUGACGGCGACGGCGAUGACGAGGAUGAGGACGACGACGUUCUUAGCGUCGGUGGUGGUGGAGGUGGUAGUGGUGGUGGAGGAGGCAGUCGAGGAAGAAACGCGAUCAUCAUCCGCGAGCUCGGACAAGGAGGCGGUGGCGGCGGUGGUGGCGGCGCUUUCAGUUUGGACGGACAAACGAAUCCCUGCAGCGGCCGCUUGCAUCGCAAGGGGCUGGGGGGCUUGGCCAAGUCUCGAGCGAAGCCCGGAGCCAAGGCGGACGGAGGAGCGACAGCGGAGCGCGCGCUGGAAAUGGGGACCCUUCCCAACGCGGGCGGGCUGGGGGCAGCAGGAGGGGCAGCAGGAGGGGCAGCUGGAGGAGCAUCAGGCAGUCCUGGAGUUGAUCUGCAGCUGCAGCAGCAGCAGCAGCAGCAGGCGAUGGCGUGGCCCGCGUGGGUUUAUUGUACCCGCUACUCGGAUCGCCCCUCGUCCGGACCUCGCAACCGCAAAGCCAAGAAGAAAGGAGGAGGCGGAGGAGGUGGAGGGACAGGAGGAGGUUCGGGUGGAGCAGCAGCAGCAGGAGGAGGCGGCGGAGGCUCGGGAGGAGAAGAGAAGCGACCACGGACCGCAUUCUCGGCCGAGCAACUCUCUCGUCUCAAGUGCGAAUUCCAGGCGUCUCGCUACCUGACCGAGGCGCGACGCCAGGCCCUCGCCCAGGAACUGCAGCUGAACGAGGCACAGAUCAAGAUCUGGUUCCAGAACAAGCGCGCCAAGCUGAAGAAGGCGAGCGGAGUGCGAAACCCGCUGGCCCUGCAGCUGAUGGCGCAGGGCCUCUACAACCACGCGGGCGAGAGGUCGCGCUCCGAUAAGACUGACAGCGAGUAGAUUCGGAUGGGCCCCCGGGAACAGGACAUCGCAAAACUGUGGCUGUCACGUGUGCCGAACCUGUGUGGUGCACCUGUGCUGCGUGGGUUGCGUUAUGUCUGUUGCGUCUAGGUAUUUGUGGCCACGCCACCCGCUUACCCGCCUACCCAUCCGGCGAUCUUUGUAUUGCGUCAAUAACACUGUGGCCUUAGACGUAUAGUAAGCAGGCGACGUUUCUGAUAUUGGUACUUCGGGGUGCCUCGGCCCCAAACAUCGGCUGUUCUAUUUACGUACGUGUGUGUUUACUCUUAAGGCCGCCACACGCAGUGUCAUUGACGAAUUUGUUGUUGUUGUUGUCGUCGUCGUCGUUUGUGCUUGUGCGCCGCUGCCAAUGCAGCAGCAGCGUCGCCAAACUCGUCGCGCCGGCGAUCUCUGUCGGUCACGCCCGUGUCCUCUUCACGAGGCGUCGCAGAGAGGCGAGAGACGUCCGGUCGCGGUCAUGGGCCGGUGGAUCUGAACAUAAUAAUGGGCUAUAAAUGUAUCACAACGCACACGCACGCUUGCGUGAAUACACACGCGAACACGCGCGCACACACACACAUGGACGCAUGCAAAGGCCCGAGCCCCCCCGUAUAGGCUACACGGGCUAUUGGGGCAAGUGCAUUUAAAGGGCAAGUGUGAACGCCAACACCGGCGCACGAGGUGGUGGGUGAACAGCGCCACGCCCGGCCGCCUUUGUCUCCCCCCACUCCGCCCCCCCUCUCCAAUUCUGAUGUUUAUACACCGCACCAGGUAGUCGUUUAAAGCUGAGUCGACCUAGAGGAGUCCCAGCACGGGUUUAGGAUUUUCGUCACCGAUUUUGGCCAUGAGCGGGAAUCGAACUCGCAUUCCACCUCGUUUCGCAGCGCUGCGCUAACCACGGAACUACCGCUCCCCAUCAUGCGCGCGCGCACAAACGAACACACGUGGUACACACGUGGUACACACGUGCGUAAUAUGCACGUGUACUUAUCAUAGGCAUACUGUAUUUACGGCAAAAAACAAAGAUCACCCGUAUAGCCUGUAACAAGACUGUUGGGGCAAGUGCUGUUAGCGAGCACCUAUGAAGGCCGGCACAGCACACGAGGGGGUGGGUGGCCAGCACCAC